Umbelopsis ramanniana AG is the source of this 1761-nucleotide messenger RNA. RefSeq lists its product as uncharacterized. NCBI's taxonomy places the organism in Eukaryota, Fungi, Mucoromycota, Umbelopsidomycetes, Umbelopsidales, Umbelopsidaceae. Gene Ontology annotation, molecular function: protein binding. The transcript has 3 exons. Bases 1 to 1761 code for a protein of 586 amino acids. The record is from RefSeq and is a predicted model, not a curated record.
AUGGUGGAUUCCGAAGGCAACUUCGUGCCUGCCUGUUCAAAGUGUGGAAUCGAAUUUCGGUCCGUCGAAAAGGAUAAGCAAAGAGCUCAUUUUCGCUCUGAUUGGCAUCGAUAUAAUGUCAAGCGAAGCAUAGAGCAUGCGAACCUCCCAGCUGUUUCAGAACAGCAGUUCCAAGAUAUGCUAGAAGAUCUAACCGACAGUAUAUCUGGAUCCGAUGCCGAUGACUCUGCUUCUGAAGGAGAAUUGGAUGCACCUGCGGAAGACAGUGUCGAUUUAUUGGUGUCCAAGGAAAAGCAUCGAUUGGCAGCUCUGGAGCGAGCAAAAUUGGCAGUAGAAAGUCAGAAGAAGGUGUCUUUGCACAAUAACUCGCCACUGUCAUGGUACACUGCCUCGCCACUGCUACCUGGCAAUGUCCAUUUAGGUGUAUAUAACAGCGCAAGACGAAACAUUCAAGCUCCAUUGGAGCACGAUCAGUUGCUGGGAAAUCAUACAAGGAUGUGGACAAUGAUCAUGGUGGGAGGUGGACAUUUUGCUGCUGCCGUCAUCGAUGUUGGAAAGAGCCGAGCACAAGAAAGUAACUCCAGCAGAGCGACUUCCGUCAUCGCUCACAAAACUUUCCAUCGAUAUACCACACGUAGAAAACAGGGUGGAGCGCAGUCGGCAAACGAUAACGCCAAUGGAACGGCCAGUUCUGCAGGAUCUCAAAUUAGACGAUACAACGAGGUGGCACUCAAGCAGGAGAUCCGAGAAUUGUUAUCUCAAUGGCGUAAAUACCUCCAGGAAAGUGAUACCAUCUUUGUUCACGCUCCUAGCGCCAACAAAAAGAUUAUUUAUGGCUAUGAAGACGCCCCCCUUGACGUGAACGACAAACGCAUACAAUCGUUCCCAUUUACGACUCAUCGUCCAACUCUGAACGAAAUUAAGCGAGCGUUCUUCGAGUUGACGGAUCUUAAAGUAGUUGAAUUCGAUGAAACAACGUUACGACAACAUGAACAACAACUUGCACGAGCGGAAGAAGCCAAAAAAAUAGCUUUGACCAAGUUGGAACAGCUGAGCUUAUCAACACCAACAGAACCAGAGGCUGACACUGAGCAAGCUAAGCCGGACGCUGAUGUCGAAAAGGCCGUUUUGUUGACAAAACAGGGCAAAGUACAAGUCCUUGAAUCAUUUAUUGAACGUUGCCGUCAACAAGGUAAAGAAUUACCGCUGAGCGGCCCACUGCCAGCAAACACCAAAAUAGAAGACAGUCGACGCCUGGCUACGUUACUGCAUGUCGCCAGUUCUCAUGGUCAAGCUGAAGUUGCGAAUUUUUUACUUCGGGAAUGUGGGGCAGAUCCGACGGUCAUGAACGAGGCAGGCAAGGUACCGUACGAUUUAUGCAAAGACAAAUUGGUGCGCAACGCUUUCCGGCGAUGCAUGUGUGAUAUGCCUGAAAAAUGGGACUGGCUACAAGCCGCCAAAGUGCCUAGCCCACUGACUGCAGAAAUGGAGAGACAGCAAUUGGAGAAGGAAGAGCUGCGUCAGCGAAAGGAACAAGAGGCUCGUCAAAAAAUCGAAGAGCAACGUCGUCAAAGGGAAGAGCGCAAGCUGGCAUCGGAGUCUGCUCAAGAUACACCAGCCAAGCCGUCCAGUAAAUCGGCUGGUCCACUUCAAGCCCUGUAUGGUGGUACGGCGAUGAACACGGCUAGCAUGUCACCUGAAGCCAGGAAGCGAUUGGAACGCGAAUUACGACUUCGUGCCGCAGAGGCAAGGCGGGCGUAG